GGUGACGCUGCUCUUAGUCUCGUGCAGACUCAGGGUACAAGCAGCAGUAUCCAAAGAUAACAAAAACAGCAACCAAAAUGUGCGACGACGAAGCUUGUGCCCUUGUGGUAGACAAUGGCUCCGGAAUGGUCAAGGCUGGCUUUGCUGGAGACGACGCUCCCCGAGCUGUCUUCCCCUCCAUCGUCGGCCGACCUCGUCACCAGGGUGUGAUGGUGGGCAUGGGUCAGAAGGACGCCUACGUCGGCGACGAGGCCCAGAGCAAGCGAGGUAUCCUGACUCUCAAGUACCCCAUCGAGCACGGCAUCAUCACCAACUGGGACGACAUGGAGAAGAUCUGGCAUCACUCCUUCUACAAUGAGCUUCGCGUUGCUCCUGAGGAAUCCCCGGUUCUUCUCACUGAGGCUCCCCUCAACCCAAAGGCCAACCGUGAGAAGAUGACUCAGAUCAUGUUUGAAACAUUCAACACCCCUGCCAUGUACGUGGCCAUCCAGGCUGUCCUGUCCCUGUACGCCUCUGGCCGUACUACUGGUAUCGUGCUGGACUCUGGCGACGGUGUAUCUCAUACCGUUCCAAUCUAUGAAGGUUACGCUCUUCCUCACGCCAUUCUGCGUCUUGACUUGGCUGGCCGUGACCUGACAGCCUAUCUCAUGAAGAUCAUGACCGAGCGUGGCUACUCCUUCACCACCACCGCUGAGCGAGAAAUCGUUCGUGACAUCAAGGAGAAGCUUUGCUAUGUCGCUCUUGACUUCGAGAGUGAGAUGAACGUGGCUGCUGCCUCCUCCUCCUUAGAGAAGUCUUACGAGCUUCCCGACGGCCAAGUUAUUACCAUCGGCAAUGAGCGUUUCCGUGCUCCAGAAUCCCUCUUCCAGCCUUCUUUCCUGGGUAUGGAAUCUGUCGGCAUCCACGAAACCGUCUACAACUCCAUCAUGAGGUGCGACAUUGAUAUCAGAAAAGAUUUGUUUGCUAACAAUGUUAUGUCUGGCGGCACCACCAUGUACCCAGGUAUUGCUGACCGCAUGCAGAAGGAAAUCACUAAUUUGGCUCCCUCUACUAUCAAAAUUAAAAUCAUUGCUCCACCUGAACGAAAGUACUCCGUCUGGAUCGGCGGCUCCAUCCUGGCCUCGCUCUCAACUUUCCAAGCCAUGUGGAUCACUAAAGAAGAGUAUGACGAAUCUGGUCCUGGCAUUGUCCACCGCAAGUGUUUCUAAAAAUGUUACACAAUACAUAGUACCUAUAUAUUUUUUAUGAAAUUUCUAUAUUUGCAAAACAAACCAAUUUUCCUAUGUAACGUUAAGAGUAUUUUUACAUAUACACGAUAAGUAUUUCACUUGCCAAGGUAUUACGAUUUGCAUAUAAUACACAAAAAUCAUAGUCAUGAUUCCUAAUUAACUAAGUAUAGUGUUCCAAUUAUCUUUCAGAAUAUCUACAUCGUCAAGAAUUUUUACUAAUGUAUUCCUCUACUUUUUUUAUAAUGUUUAUUGAAUAAAAUUGUUUCGCCU
Molecule: messenger RNA, 1499 nt
Organism: Scylla paramamosain (green mud crab)
Lineage: Eukaryota; Metazoa; Arthropoda; Malacostraca; Decapoda; Portunidae
Product: actin-57B-like
Exons: 2
Coding region: 78-1208 (376 amino acids)
Biological process (GO): mitotic cytokinesis
Source: RefSeq, a predicted model, not a curated record